AUGGCUUCCAGUUCUCAGAUCGAAAGUGUCCCUGCAGUCACCAAGGGCCAUCAACACUUCAGCUACGGCGGAUCAGUGUUACCUGAGUCUGUCAUCAUUGAGCAAUAUUAUGACCUAACCCCAACCAAGAAGAGUAAUCUCCGUAUGAAUGACCAGCUUGAGAAGAUGAUUAAAGUUGCUGUUCCAAGAGAGCAUCCGUACCAGUCCCACAUGUCCCGCUAUGCCAUGUUUCCAUCUUACCGAUCCCCUGAUGACCCUGACACAGGAGUGAGGGCUGGUUCUAAACUGCCCCUCAACCCUCUCCUGCCCUCUAGUGCACCUACAGUCACUUUACUCCAUAAGACUACAGGCAGUCCGUACCAUCAUGAGAUACUUGAUGUUCCCAUAGCAACCAGAAGAAAAGCAAUGACUUGGUCAGGGCAACAUGAUUUCCAGAAUCAUACUAAGCCAUUAAAAGAGAAGGCUCAAGUGUUCUACCCCAGGCCUCCGAAGACAGUGUGCCCAAAUGCUUCUCUGCGUGACUGGAAUACCACCUUGUCUGAGUGCACAGCCAACAUGUUACGCAACUUGGAGAAAGCCCAGUGGCUCACCUCAUACCAACUACACUACACAGGCACUGGGCCCACUAACCCCAUUAAACUGGACGAUUUCCAUGAGAAGACAAUUGCCAUGUUUACCGGAGAAAUGAACCCUCUAACAGCACAGCUGAGGGAGCGAUCAUUUCCUAUUUUCACUCCUUCUCGGCCAUUGGAAGGACGCAAGGCCAGGAUUCUUCCAAAUCUAUGCCCUUUGAAAAGCACCUACGCUCCAUCCUUGUCUUCUCCUGCCACCUCUGUCCUUUCAGGGGCUGCAGAUCUGGGCCUAACCGCACCCGGUACACUCACCCCUUUGGCUGUGGAGGUCAGACGAGAUGACACCAGCCUUCCACAGAGAUCCACAGAGACUCAACAUACAGAUCAGUACAGAUCUGUUGAUGCAGACCUAAAAGAAGUGUUGGAGAACUCCAACACAGGGCACAUUUUAGAGCACACCUUCCAUUCUCUACUGGAUGGAAAGGAGAAGCUUCAAACAAUGAAAUCCCAACCUGAGAAAGGGAAUGAAUAUUUAUCAAAAAGCCUCCAGCCCCGAAGCUUUCAAGAAAGGAAGCAAACCCUGGAUAACAGGACACAGUCCACCCUGCUUGAGCUCCAGGACUCCUUCAGCAAAAGUGAAGCUCACCGACAAUUCCGUGAGUCCCUCAAGGGCUCAGUGGUUGACCUGCGUGACAACUAUUACAAUGGAAGAAAGCAUUUGUUCUGUGGUUCCAACUCAUACUACUUUCAUAACUGA
This is a messenger RNA of Myxocyprinus asiaticus (Chinese sucker), 1329 nucleotides long. RefSeq lists its product as uncharacterized. The record is from RefSeq and is a predicted model, not a curated record. NCBI's taxonomy places the organism in Eukaryota, Metazoa, Chordata, Actinopteri, Cypriniformes, Catostomidae. The transcript has 7 exons. Bases 1 to 1329 code for a protein of 442 amino acids. Gene Ontology annotation, cellular component: centrosome.